This is a messenger RNA of Neogale vison (American mink), 2994 nucleotides long. Its product is annotated as protocadherin beta-7-like. The coding region runs from base 223 to 2610 and encodes 795 amino acids. The transcript has a single exon. The record is from RefSeq and is a predicted model, not a curated record. Gene Ontology annotation, biological process: homophilic cell-cell adhesion. Gene Ontology annotation, cellular component: plasma membrane. Lineage: Eukaryota; Metazoa; Chordata; Mammalia; Carnivora; Mustelidae. Gene Ontology annotation, molecular function: calcium ion binding.
CCCGCACAAAGGACGUUACAAAUUACAAUGUUCAGAGGAAAAGCUGGCCAGACCAGAAAAGUAGAGGAAAGGAGACGCUGGUGAUGGGGUUAGGAAAAAGUGGGACUCCUCCCCACGACCAUUGCUAUUAUCCAGAUCAUUUCUAAGGAUUCGGUUUCUGCCAUUUCUGACAGCUGCUUGAGGCCGAGUGAACGUGGUUUUGGAAGAUUGCUUAAACAAAGAAUGGAGGCCAGAGUGGUGCACGCAUUGCAGAAAAGGCAAGUGUCACUUCUUUGUGUGUUUCUGGGAGUGUCUUGGGCUGGCGCAGAACCUCUUCGGUAUUUUGUGGCAGAGGAAACGGAGAGAGGGACCUUUCUGGCCAACCUAGCAAUUGAUCUGGGGUUAGGGGUGGAGGAACUGUCAGCUCGGGGAUGUAGAAUUGUUUCAGAUGAGACCAUAGGAUUUUUACUCCUCAAUCCGCUUACUGGUGAUUUACUUCUAAAUGAGAAAUUAGACCGAGAGGAACUGUGUGGCCCCACAGAGCCAUGUGUGUUGCCUUUCCAGUUGUUACUUGAAAAGCCUUUUCAGAUUUUCCGUGCUGAACUAUGGGUCAGAGACAUCAACGAUCAUUCUCCAGUAUUUCUAGAUAGAGAGAUUACCUUGAACAUAUUAGAAAGUACCACUCCAGGGGCAACAUUUCUCCUAGAAAGUGCACAUGAUUCAGAUGUUGGAAUCAACAACCUGAGAAACUACACCAUCAGCUCCAAUGUUUAUUUCCAUAUUAAUGUCCAUGAUAACGGGGAAGGGAAUGUUUAUUCCGAAUUGGUACUAGAUAAAGUGCUGGAUCGUGAAGAGGUUCCUGAGCUGCGUUUAACCCUCACCGCCUUGGAUGGCGGUUCUCCGCCCAGAUCCGGAACCACCCUCAUACGCAUCCUGGUUUUGGACAUAAAUGACAACGUCCCUGAAUUUGUAGAGUCGCUUUACAAGGUCCAGGUGCCUGAGAACAGCCCUGUUGGUUCCCUGGUUGUCACUGUGUCAGCUAGAGAUUUAGAUACCGGAAGUAAUGGAGAAAUCGUCUAUGCAUUUUUUUACGCUACUGAAAGAACUCUCAAAACGUUUCGAAUCAAUUCAACAUCUGGCAAUCUUCAUCUUAAAGCCGAAUUGAACUACGAGGCAAUACAAACUUAUACAUUAACUAUUCAGGCCAAAGAUGGUGGAGGGCUUUCUGGAAAAUGUACUGUGGUGGUCCAUGUAACAGAUAUAAACGAUAAUCCACCAGAACUGCUCAUGUCAUCACUUACUAGCCCAAUCCCAGAAAACUCACCAGAGACAGUAGUCGCUGUUUUUAGGAUUAGAGACAGAGAUUCAGGGAACAAUGCAAAGAUGGUGUGCUCCAUCCAAGACCAUCUCCCCUUCGUCCUGAAGCCAUCAGUAGAGAAUUUCUACACCUUGGUAACAGAGAGAGCACUAGACAGAGAAGAAAGAACCGAGUACAACAUCACCAUCACCGUCACCGACCUGGGGACCCCCAGGCUGAAAACCCAGCACAACCUCACGGUGACCGUGUCCGACGUCAACGACAACGCCCCGACCUUCAGCCAGACGACCUACACCCUGCGCGUCCGCGAGAACAACAGCCCCGCCCUGCACAUCGGCAGCGUGAGCGCCACCGACAGAGACUCGGGCGCCAACGCCCAGGUCACCUACUCGCUGCUGCCGCCCCACGACCCGCAGCUGCCGCUGGGCUCGCUGGUGUCCAUCAACGCGGACAACGGGCAGCUGUUCGCGCUCAGGUCGCUGGAUUUCGAGGCGCUGCAGGCGUUCGAGUUCCGCGUGGGCGCGGCCGACCGCGGCUCGCCGGCGCUCAGCAGCCAGGCGCUGGUGCGCGUGCUGGUGGCGGACGCCAACGACAACGCGCCGUUCGUGCUGUACCCGCUGCAGAACGGCUCGGCGCCCUGCACCGAGCUGGUGCCGCGGGCGGCCGAGGCGGGCUACCUGGUGGCCAAGGUGGUGGCGGUGGACGGCGACUCGGGCCAGAACGCCUGGCUGUCGUACCAGCUGCUCAAGGCCACGGAGCCCGGGCUGUUCGGCGUGUGGGCGCACAACGGCGAGGUGCGCACGGCGCGGCCGCUGAGCGAGCGCGACGCCGUCAAGCACAGGCUGCUGGUGCUGGUCCGGGACCACGGCGAGCCGCCGCUGUCGGCCAGCGUCACGCUGCACGUGCUGCUGGUGGACGGCUUCUCGCAGCCCUACCUGCCGCUGCCGGACGCGGCGGCGGCCGAGGCCCGCGCCGACCCGCUCACCGUCUACCUGGUGGUGGCCUUGGCGUCCGUGUCGUCGCUCUUCCUGUUCUCGGUGCUGGUGUUCGUGGCGGUGCGGCUGUGCAGGAGGAGGCGGGCGGCGUCGGGGGGCGGCUGCUCGGUGCCCGAGGGUCCGUUUCCGGGCCACCUGGUGGACGUCAGCGGCGCGGGGACCCUGUCCCACAGCUACCAGUAUGAGGUGUGUCUGAGGGGAGGCUCUGGGACUGGCGACUUCAAGUUCCUCAAGCCCAUUAUCCCUAAUCUGCAGUUUCAGAGCAUAGGAAGGGAAGUGGAAGAAUAUUCGUCACGUCAGAAUGAUUUGGGUUUCUGAUAAAGGAUGAAAAAUAAAUGCCCAUAUUGUGUCUUUAAGUAUAUUUUAAUUAUGAAAUUCAUCCUGAGUUACCUGUACAGAAUUGCUUUCAUAUUAUUUCUAACAUCGUUAAAGCCCUAGAACAAUUUUUUUUCGCAGAGAAACGGAUCCUGCCUUAGCCCUAGGAAGCUUCCACAAAGCAUGGAAUGUAUGUUUUGUAGUUUAUCUCAAACAAUUAUGCAUUGUUUGCAAUGUAUUACAUGAUAAAUAUUGUUUGAGAUCUUUUAAGUUGGUUUUGUCUUUAAAGUUUAUUGCUACUCAUUUUUUUUGAGUUGGAAUGCUGUACUAUACCUAUUCUUAGUUUUAGAACCAUAGGUUGUUAGGUUGCCUGGGUGGCUCAGUUGG